Lethenteron reissneri (Far Eastern brook lamprey) is the source of this 4493-nucleotide messenger RNA. RefSeq names its product MAL-like protein. NCBI's taxonomy places the organism in Eukaryota, Metazoa, Chordata, Hyperoartia, Petromyzontiformes, Petromyzontidae. The record is from RefSeq and is a predicted model, not a curated record. Gene Ontology annotation, biological process: myelination. Gene Ontology annotation, molecular function: structural constituent of myelin sheath. Gene Ontology annotation, cellular component: membrane.
UUUGCAAGGGCGACCACACAGGUGGAACAGGUCGGACGGCGUGAGCAACACACCCAGCUUAUAAGAGAGAGAGAGAGAGAGGGGAGGGGGACGCUUGGCUCAGGAUUCGGAGAGGGCUUGUUGGCUCAGGAUUCGUAGAGGGCUCUCUUCCUUGCCAGCCACACGGUAAAGUCGGCGGUCCCAUCUACCUGCGUCUGAGCGGCUUCUUGUAUCGCCAAAGUGCCUUACCGCACACGGAGGCCCUCUCGCUCCUCUCGCUCGCUCGCAGCUCAAUAAUCACCUGCAGCAGUUGCAAUUCGCAGGGCUCGUGAGGAAGAAGAAGAAGUCGGCCAUGGAUGCACCUCCACCUGUCCACACCACUGGCCCCUCACCUGGGGAUAUCUAUGGCCAGGCCUCCAUCUCGCCCAACCUCCCGCUCGGUGCGGAUCUCUGUCGGAGGCUGUCGGGGAUUCUCAUCAUGCCAGAGCUGAUAUUCGGAGCUCUGGUGUGGAUCAUGAUUGCGGCCACCAACGUGGUGUAUGCCACGCAGCUGGCCCACGGAUGGAUCUUGUUCGUGUCGGUGACCCUGUGUUUUAUUUCACUCGCCCAGUUCAUCAUAUACCUUCUGUCCAUCCCCCAGCAGACCUAUGCCUGGGUGGCACUGGAUGCUGCCUACAAUUCCAUGGCAUUUCUGUUGUACUUCAGCGCAGCGGUGCUUCAAGUUUAUUUAACAGCAAGCAUAGGGCAACUCCCUAUAUCGCUUUCGCCAAAUUUCAGAAUGUAUCAGCUCAACAUCGCCGCAACAGUGUUCAUUUUCAUCGUGACCGCCCUUUAUGGAGCCAGUUCCUUCAUCAGCCUCAAACGGUGGAAGAAUCGUCAGCCAUAAACAGGACAACAUGUGCUCGAGAAGGAUUUGUGGACCAUCGUCUGCUUCAAAACUGGAUGUGCUUUUGUCUUUUUUUUUUAUAAAUUUUUUAAUUGUUGUAUACGUAACUACAGUUUUAAAUUGUUACAAAUUUACUUGUAAAACGUGUAACUUGUUUUUUUUUCCCAUUGCCUGUCAUUUCUGCAUUUCUAUCAAGUUUUAUGAUUACAAUUUUAAGGGGUUUUUAUUUCAUCAAAAUUUUCGCUGUCUUUUGCCAUAAUAGUAAGCUGGCUUGAAUCUGUAAUGCACAGAGGCUUGCUGAAAUCGGUGGUAUGUUUCAAAUCUACACGUUUAUAUAGAGGGAGAAGUAAUUGGAGUGGAGUGCUGCGUAAUUGUUGUGGCAUUUUUUGUUGUUCCGCACCAGAUAGAGGUUGUCAAGCCAGCAUAAAUAACUUAUGUGUCCUAGAUGCCCUUGAUGAUCAGUGGGUUAAAUAACGCACAUUUGUUUUACACCGGUAACUCUUUGGAGACCGACCUUCCUGUGUAUUGGACCUUACUCUCCUUGCCAUCUCCAAUGCACUGCAUACUCUCAAGUCCUUCCGAAAUCUUUAUUGAGUGGGAUAUUUUACCCAAAGUUAUCUGGUAAAGUGUUUUUCCAGGGUAGACAGCCCCAAUAUAGAAGUAACGUGUGAUUGAUGAAAUGGUAUAUAUUUUUUACGAUAGCCAAGUCCUUUAAUAAACCUCGUGGAUUAAUUUCAUUUCGCUGUAUUUAAUUUGUUUACUCUGAGUUUAGUUUUACCAAAUGCUCGAAAUGAACAUUUUCCCAUUCUAAAACGUAUUCAUUCUACAGCUCAUGUUGAUUGCAAUUUCCCCUCUUCAGAAACAUCGUAGUCCAUAUAGGAGUUGGAAGAGUUCUAAACAGUGCCGCUAUACACGUUUGGUGUACAACGAAGUGCCCGUAUUGCAAACUAUUUUGACUACCGGUUUAAACAUUAUUGCAAGUGACACUUGCAUUUGUAAAUCAGAUUAAUCUGCCCUGGAUAUGAAUUUUUUUUUAUUUACAAUGCCAGGGUAGUGCAACUUAGUACAGUACUUGAAUGGGAGACUGCUGAUCACCAGGUGUUGUAAAGUUGAGCCUCGCUGCUGGGUGGGCCAGGUGGUACAGCAAUUGCUUCCUUGAGUCUCUCCAUGCGGAGCUCUGAGUGUCGCCCCCUCCUGUACUUGGUGGGUUUUCUCCGAGUUCUGAGUUUGUCCCACAAGAAGCUAAACACUCAUUAUAGGAAUUGGCCAAAGAUGUGUCAUAAGACCCUCUCUGAAAAAAUAAGUGUUUUAAUUCAGUAAAUCCGAAUCAAAAUCUUUAUUUUAGAUUGGAGGAAUCUGAUGAGCUAUGAAGCUGUUUAAAAAAAAUAGAUUUCCAGUAGGUGUGGGUCAAAAAGUUACAACAAAAAAACAAUACAACAACCGAUAAGAGUGCAAAGUAUAGGAAAGGUAAGCAAGUCCUUAAAAAUAAAUAAAUGAAAAGAAAGCAUACGUACAAAUUGCUAAAGUAUAUCAAUUGAAGCGUUCAUUCCCAGGGUGUACAAUGCUUUGUUCAUUUUAGUUGCAAGUACAUAUUUCACUUGCGGGCAAAAUCUCCUGUUACAUGUUGCAUUAUUUCUAAUUAUAUGUCAAUCUGUUUAACACAGAGGCUUUCGUGACCAAUAUCAUCCAUUAUAGAAGUUUUUGGGUUAGAUCACGUAAAUAUGUAAAUGUGUCGUUAAAACCCACCACCACCCGACACAAGCAACUAGUAAGGGUUGUCACGCAAACAGAACAUGCCAAUUCGUCACUAGCACAGCACACCGGUGUGUUGGAGAGCCAAGCCACAGCAUUUUGUAAAUAUUUGUCAAUCUUCUUGGUUCUUUCGGUAAAGUCGCGUAGAAGGGAAAUAAUGAAAUAAUAUGAAUAUAAAACUAUAAAAAUUCUCACGACGUUUCGACUGCAACACAAGCAAUCCUCAUCAGGUGUGAAAUCCACAGCAAGAAAAUUCUUGCUGUGGAUUUCACAUAUUUAUAUUAUUUCAUUAUUUCCCUUCUACGUGACUUUACCGAAAGAACCAAGAAUAUGAAUCCCUGCAGUCACGAAAGCUUUAAAUCAAAGUUUGUCAAUCUGUUAAUGGGUUGCGGGCUGCCUAGGGCGAUGUGGGUCACAGCAUCGUUUGACUGCUCUUCACCACGCUGGUGAGUGUGUGUGUGUGUUGGUGAAAAGCCUGUUUUAGCUCCCUCCCACUGGACAUGUGAUGAAUCGAAAAUGCAUUUUCUACAUGCGAUUUUUUUUUACUUCUGUCAGAUCGAUUUGUGAUUUGUUCUUGGAAAAUGUGUGCCUGUACCAUUGUAUACACUUGCAUAUCAAUCGUAUUUACACUGGUCAUACACCGACACAACAGGAGAUGUUUUGUUCAAAUGGGAUAUUUUGUGUCUCUUGUCCCCAAAUCUUAGUUUUACACAGGAUCUGAGUGAAUGAAUUUGUGUGUUUGUGGUAACAAUUGGGACCAUACAAUACUGUUAAUAUUGUAUACGCACUGCGUAAUGGAAUGACACCACAAUUCUCUUAAGUCCAAUUUAUAAAAUGAUUUCACGUUUUUAUCAACAUGGGCCUGCAGUCAAUGCUCUAUUGAUAUCAAUUGUUGAGUUGCCCUUAUUUUAAAAUAUUUAGAUUAUUUUUUCCUUACAUAGCAUUGUCUUCAUUUAAAAUGGUAAACAAUGUUAUUGUGAGACUUAAACAUUAAUUUGCUGUUGGGUGCUUGAAGCAAUGCUGACGAUCAAGCCGUUUGUUCCAUGUCACAGCUAUGCUCUGCUAAAAUCGGUGAAUUUUAACCAGUAUAAUGGUUAAAGUCUCUUGAAGAAAGAUAUCACUUGCCAAGGAACAUUGGUUGACAUUCAAACACCUCCACAAACGCUGGUCCAUAAGUGACGACGCAAAAAGCCCACAUUGUUUGGCAAUUGCUGACCCCUGGACACCCUGGAAAGUGGGAUGUUCUAUCUCUCCAAAUAUGUUUUGGGUAAAAUAGUUUAGGACAUGAAAAACAAAACCAUGGUCUCAAGUCUCAUUGUGGGACAACAUUCCAUCACUGUUCUGUACAAAAUUGUGGCUACUUUGUCAUAUAAGCUCUGGCAGUAAAGUCACCAUAUUGUGUUAUAUGUCCUUUAUUUUUGCAGUACUUCAGAAAAAAUAACCACUUUAUCAGCCUUUCAAUGUUGUGAAAUGUUGUAUCCGUUCGGCAGUGCAUUGGUAAAGGGCUGUACGUUAAUGUAAUUGUUUGGUUUAAUAGGUGUGUGCACAUGUUGUUGAUAGGUGGCGCUACAGCCUUGCGUAUUUUACAGUCGAGGCAAAUGCAUUCACAGGUGACAAGCAAGUGAUCUAUGGCCGUGCAGGUUAUUCAACAAACCGCAGUGAAUCAACAAACAGCAUUGAACAACUUUCAUAGGUGUACAUUUAUCUUACUCAAAUGAACGGUCAAAUUGUGUUUAUGUAUAACUGAUGCUAUAAAAUGAAUACCACCAUUUACAAAACCACAAGUGUGGGUUGGGAUCACUGUAAAAAGGAAAAUUCACUGAUGGUUGUGUGCUCUGGUCAUUAUCUAUAGCAACAAUAAAAACAGUUGUUGAAA